This is a messenger RNA of Stylophora pistillata, 1203 nucleotides long. Its product is annotated as beta-2 adrenergic receptor-like. The record is from RefSeq and is a predicted model, not a curated record. NCBI's taxonomy places the organism in Eukaryota, Metazoa, Cnidaria, Anthozoa, Scleractinia, Pocilloporidae.
UCACGCUUUGUAAGUGACUAAGUCACGAGAAAAUUUUAAAUUCAAAUCUUUACAUUUGUUUUAAAUUUUAGUGCGAAGGACUGAUCGAUAUCGCUAGCGGGAUCAGAAGUAUCUACCACGGUUUACUAUAUGAAUAAUACAAGACCGUGAUGACAAAUUCCUUCUAUCGAGUUGUACUUAGCCUCCACAGUCGCGCUUCAAUUACAGGUCUCCUGUUUCAAUGAAUCAUCCUGUUCAAUGAAUGUUGGCUGCUUGAAUGAACAACCAAGCAAGGAGGCAUCCAUCGUUCUUUCUCUGUGGUUCUCCUUGUCUGGUUUAGCAGCUGUAACAGGAAACGCAGUUGUCUUGUGGCUGUUCUACAAAAAUGAGACUUUACGCACAAUUUCCAACCGAUUCUUAGCCUCGUUGUCUGUAGCAGACCUGUUAGUUGGACUUGUGAUAGACCCUCUCUGGAUCGCCUUCAGAUGUUUGAUCCAGCCAUCAAAUGUGACCCAAACCACCUUGGAUAAGUUUAUGGACAUGUUGUGGAUUCACACUACCGCGGCCACAACGCUUAACCUGUGCUGUGUUUCCGUGGAUCGCUUCAUAGCAAUUCGGUUUCCUUUCCGUUAUCUGGACAUUUUAACUAAGAGAAUAUGUCGUAGCCUCAUUGUUAUGGUGUGGUUUACAUCAUUGCUUCUUCCUUUUCCGGUAAUUUUUGUAAAUGUAGAAAAACUUUGGUUGUUUAUAUCGCUUGUGACAUUUUUCAUCCCCGCAACUGUCUUGGCGGUAUGCUAUAUUUGGAUUUUCAAGGCCGCAAGUAAUCAGGCCCGAAGAAUAACCGGGGAAAAUGUGGAAGGAGCGGACGAAAGGCAAAGCACUUCUCCAAGCCGCACAAUACAAAAUUAUAAAGCUAUCAAGACCAUCGGGUUGGUGUUGGGUGUGUUUGUCGUGUCUUGGAUGCCUUGUCUAACCCUAUCCAUUGUACACGAAUUUAUUGCGAAGGAUCCGUGCAUCGACAAAAAGUUGUACAAUGUUGUAUGGCCAUGGAUUGAGGCAGUCGCUCUUUCAUCGUCAGCCAUCAACCCGUGGAUUUACUACUUCCGCAAUAGCGAUUUUCGCGAGGCUUUGCAUCGCGGCAUUCGACGGGUUCGGUGACUGCCCUCACAGGUAGCCCAAGCUCUGUCACAGGCUCUUUCACAGUGAAUAAUUAAAGAGUUUAUA